Oryza brachyantha (malo sina) is the source of this 1288-nucleotide messenger RNA. RefSeq names its product E3 ubiquitin-protein ligase AIRP2-like. The transcript has 5 exons. NCBI's taxonomy places the organism in Eukaryota, Viridiplantae, Streptophyta, Magnoliopsida, Poales, Poaceae. Bases 144 to 872 code for a protein of 242 amino acids. Gene Ontology annotation, biological process: protein ubiquitination. The record is from RefSeq and is a predicted model, not a curated record. Gene Ontology annotation, molecular function: ubiquitin protein ligase activity.
UUGGAGGCGGGGGUUUGGGGGCGGAGCAGCGAGCGGGGGGAGGAUGUGUUGAGAGGAGGGAGGAUUUGGUGGGUGGAUGGUCGCGGCGGCGGCGGCGGCGCGGUCGUGGAGUGGAGGAGCAGCGCGCUACGUCGUCGUCGUUCAUGGGCAGGUCGUUCAGGGACUCGCUCAAGGUGCUCGAGGCCGACAUCCAGCACGCCAACUCGCUUGCUGCUGAAUUUAGAAGGGAAUAUGAUGGUGCCUGUCUUCAGAUGAGGAUGUCAUACUGUCCAGCUGCACACUUCUUCCUUUUUCUUGUGCAAUGGACAGAUUGCAACCUUGCUGGUGCACUUGGGCUAUUGAGGAUUCUUAUUUAUAAGGUUUAUGCUGAUGGGACAACCACCAUGUCUACUCAUGAAAGGAAAGCAAGCAUUAGGGAAUUCUAUGCUGUCAUAUUUCCUUCUUUGAUGCAACUAAAUGAAGGGAUCAAUGAAGUGGAAGACAAAAAACAAAAGGCAAUCUGUAUAGAGAGGUAUAGGAGACGAGAUGAAGAUCAGAAAAUGGUGAUUUCAGAGAUUGAUGAUAACAUAGAGGAGGAAUGUGGUAUAUGUAUGGAGAUAAAUAACAAAGCCGUUCUUCCAACUUGUAGCCAUGCUAUGUGCAUCAAAUGCUACCGUGACUGGAGAUCAAGAUCCCAGUCUUGCCCAUUCUGCCGCGACAGUCUCAAGAGAGUAAACUCUGCCGACCUGUGGAUAUAUACAGAUACCAGGGACAUAGUGGACAUGGCAACGGUAAGAAAAGAGAACCUUAGGCGGCUCUACAUGUACAUAGACAAGCUGCCUACGGUCAUCCCUGAAACUGUUUUUGAUGUUUACGAUUCCGAUGUAAAAUGACUGAACAGAACUCAUGCACCGAUUCUUACUGGUGUGCUACUGCUAGUGCUGUAGAAAUUAUGGAACCCUUGGCGUUCAUGCUGCCCUCUUGUAAUGCGUAGCAGCUCUGUCGAGGAGGCUCGCUAUAGUAAGGUAUAUAUAUGUAAAUUGUUCUUGGCUGUAUGCCUGUAUCAUGUGUGCCUUUGUUAGGAAAAUCUGAUGGCGUCAGUUUGUAAGUAACAAACCAGCAGCAACCAUUGACUUUGUUUCUUGUAAUUCUAAGCAAUUUCACCCCCCAUGAAACCGUGAAGAAGGCCUUUCAGAGUUCUGACGUCUUCAUCAUGUUGUAUUCGUUCUUAUUGAAAUAUGGAACAUAAAAGAUUUAAUCUUUUGUGAUUUUUGUGAUAUCUAUUUAAUAGUAUACAUAAUGAAAUAAA